Molecule: messenger RNA, 1745 nt
Organism: Monomorium pharaonis (pharaoh ant)
Lineage: Eukaryota; Metazoa; Arthropoda; Insecta; Hymenoptera; Formicidae
Exons: 3
Coding region: 440-997 (185 amino acids)
Source: RefSeq, a predicted model, not a curated record
CGCAUAUUGUCCCAAGCAUUAUGUUCGUCCUGCUCACUCUCUGUUGCCGAUGCACCGCCCCGCGCCAGUGCACACACGAAGGGAUGAAACGGAUCGAUCGCAAAGUUGCAUCGCGUCUCCUCGACGACGACGAGACGCAGGACAUUUUCCGCUUUGAAACGGCUGGUACCGUCGUCGCGUCGUUCCCGUCUCAUUAUUAUCGUCAUUGUUGUCAGUCGACUGGUGACUAGACUGUCGGUCGACGAUUGUGCAUCAUGUGUGAACACAAAAUUCACUUCGACGUCCUCUACUCCACGGAGUAAUUAAACGUCACGACAACGACAGCAAAGGUGACAGUGACGGCAACGGCAACGGCAACGGCAACGGUGAUGGCGACGGCGACGACGAUGACGAUGACGAUGACGGUAGCAGCGGCAACGGCGCGGCGGCGACGGCGACUAUGACGGCGUCCCGAUGUUGGCAGGCGCACCCGCACACUCUCCCUCGAUCGUCACAGGAGAAUGAGAGAAGAGCGACAGCAGUUUCAGUCGGCAUGCGGCGUCGCGACGCAAACCAACCCGCGUGCAACGCGCUAAAUGUAUAUUCACGUCUUCGGAACUUAGUUAAGCCGUUAAUUUUUCCCGAUACAAAUCGCUUUGACAAAUUGCUCGACUGUCGAAUGUUCGAGGCAGCCAAGGCAUUAAAUACGGCGGCACCGCGAUCUUUAAACCGGCGAGUCAAUCUUCUCUCAUCGGAUUUAUCCAUAAAAAUAAUGGAAUCAGGAUACAUAAUAAGGAAUAAUACAAGAAUCAUUGUGAAAAAUGUACCAAGUUUAGAUGCUUCGUCAGAAUGCAUCUGUUAUAGACCACAUUCCAAUGUUAUAUGCAAUGGUUGUGGAUUUUGGUCUAGAGGAAGAGUAAGAAACUCUUGUCCUCAACAUCCUAAGAUUGUUUUCUUACACGACUAUGAUCAAUGUCCACGCUGCAAGAGCUAUGACUUCAUGCUUACAGAGAUCUAAAGCUAACGUGAUUUUAGCCUUUUGAUUAUAGAUUACAGAUUUAAGGUUACAAAUUAGACAGGUUAAGUAUAGGUUAAGUAAGAUGAAAAGAUAAAAUAAUUAAAGAUUGCUAAAUGAUUUAUUUGUAUAAGACUGAUUACUGUAAUUUUACUCUAUUAAUCGAGUAAACGUAUGAAGAAUGAAAAAUACAUAAUAAAUAUUUUAAUUACGACAAUAGAUUUGUUUGGAAAAAACUAAAGUAUUUCACAUAGUUAUAACAAAUAAUAUUGAAAGAACACUUAUGAUAAUUGUCUAGAGUUAAGAUACCAAGAUGUUUGAUACCUAUAUAUGGAUGUUAAUUUUUUGUUUCAUUUAUGUUUAUUUUUAAUAUGAUACAAGAUAUUAGAAAUACUAAUACAUUGUUACAAUACUGAUAUUAUAAGAAAAUAUGUAUUAUAAAAAUUUAAAACUCUAAACUAACGAUUUAUCACAACUAUAAUAGUAAUAAAACAGUAAAAAAUAUUUUUCUGUAAAGUUGUAGAUUAAAAAAUAAGAAAUGAUACGUUGUCUCAAGAAAUUAAUACUACUUGAUACUUUAUUAUACUCUGUCAAAUGUAAAAACUGAUUUGGUUCUUUUUAUAUCUUCAAAUAAAGUUUCUAUCAAAUGUCAUACACAUGGAAGAUUGAUACAGCUUAGCCUUACAAAUGUAAUGCCAAAGCUGAUCAAAACAGCUUUCUAUUUUAAUAAAAUAAAAAUAUAAUUAUCUAA